This is a messenger RNA of Stylonychia lemnae, 2259 nucleotides long. The record is from the annotation of a GenBank genome assembly. Lineage: Eukaryota; Ciliophora; Spirotrichea; Sporadotrichida; Oxytrichidae.
AUGCAACCAUUUUCUUAACUCUCACACAACUACAAUAAGUCAGUCAUUUAUGAUAGAUCCAGUAGCUCAGCUACUCGCAAUAUGAAAAGAAGAGGAAGACCUCCUAAGGAUAAGUCCUUGAAUAGUCAUUUGGCAAAGAAAUCUAGCCUUUAAGGAAAUCAUGAAGAUAUUGUAGAUACUGAUAUUGAUGAGGAUAGUGCUUUAUUAAGUGAGGAAUAGUCUUUCAUUGGUCUAAUUAGCAGUAACCUAUUGCAGGCCUCUUCAUCAAUGAAUAACAAAGAAAACUCAAUCGGAGAUUGUUAAGACUCUAACGAAAAGAGAAUUCACAGUCCUUUUAUGUCAUAAGUAUAUCUUCAGUAAUAAAAGCAAAACAUCAGUUAACCAGCUUUAGCUGCUAAAAUGCGAAAAUAAGUAUAAACCUCUUCAUAGCAAAUUGAAGCAUCACUGAGUUAAUCAUCUUAAGGAUAGGAAUAACUUCCAAAGAAAAGAGGUAGGAAAAAAGGCAGUAAAAACUAAGAUAAAAAAAUCAGUGGCAAAACAAAAGACCAAAAGGAAGACCAGUUGUAAUCUUCCUAAGAUACUUUAAGCUAAGAGGGUAAUAGAAAGCAAAAGGGAAUUUAAGCUUAAGCAAUCAGAAAAAGAUCUAACAACAAUUCACCCUAAUCAAAGUCAUCUUCCAUUCCUUCUAAGUUGUAUGUAUCCUAGAAUAACUCAGCUUUAAUUAACAAGAAAUAGUCAAAAUCAUAUAGAUUUUCAGAUGAGAUAAUGAUUAAUACUACAACUAAAGAUAGCAAAGGAUAUGGCUAUAAUUAUAGUUAAGGCUAAAAACUUAGCUUAUCAUAACUUUUAUCUAGAAUCAAGCCGACUAACUUCAACAGCUAUAGCCCUCAAUCCAGUUCCUCAGCAAUACAAGAGAGAUCAAACUCAGGAACCGAUGAGGAGUCUGAGUGUAAAUAUAACUUAAACCAAGCAAGCAGCUACUAAAACAGUUCCAGUGAAGAGCAGAAGUAUCAAGUGGUGGUGCCAAAGCAUCCCAACAAAUUCUCUAAGAUGAUAAAGAAUAGAACUCGAGUAUUUAGAAACUAGAAGAUUGAUACACUUUCACAGCAAAAAAUGGAAGAAGAGGGCCUUUAUUAAAGCUGCAGUGAUGAUGAAAAUGAAACCAUUAAUUAGAUAGACUAGCCAAUAGAUAUUAAAGAAUAGUUUUUGAUGAGUCAAAGUCAAGGGACAAACAUGGAAGUAAAUGUACAGAUAUCAAAGAAAAGAAAGAUUGAUGAAAUAUCAUGUCAUGAUGGGAUAGACUAUCAUCAGAUUGUAGACAAAUGCACCAACUAGCCUAAAAGAGUCAGAAUAAAUGAUGUAGUUGACUACUGGGGAUUCAAAAGAAAUACCAAGAAGGACAUGGAUAUUCAGGUUAGAGCUCAAACCAUCUAUAACAAAUAUUUGUAGCCAAAGAGAAGUUGUUUGAAGCGAGAUAUGCCAGAUCAUGCAGGAUAAGUUAGUUAUGACUUAUCAGAUGCAGAUUUUCAGAAUUAUGGGACCUUUCACACUUAUGAAUCUUAAGUAUCUUAGAUUGAGAGACGGAUGAGGAAUUUUGACAUUCAAGAUUUGUUGAACAGUAGCAAUGAAGGUGACCUGAGUCCUUAUAGAUACAAUUUAAACUUAGAUUGUUCAUUCGAAUCAGAUGAUAAUCAGAAUCAAAAUUUUCUUGAUAAUGGUCCACAAACUCUUACCAUCCAUUCUCAAACAAAUUCUGCAAUAAUGAAUACGAAUGAACCCACCGAUUUUCACUUCCCAAAUUAUAUUCAGAGAUCAUAUUAGAAUCAUUAAAUUGAACUUAAAGAAUGCCCAAUUGAUUACUGGAAAGCUAAUUGCCAGAAAGCUUAUGACAUUACAGAGGAUUAGGUUAGGACAUUUUAAGAGUUACCGGAGGAUAUGAUUCAACCCACAACAGCAGGUUUUUAAUACUUAGAGUUACUCAGACUUGAGACUGAGGGUGAGGUACUCUUUGCAAAUCUCAAUUAAUAGAUUCCAGAUUAAUCUAUAAGAGCUGCCUCUUUGUCAUCAGGAAAUUCAGAUAUUAUUCAAUUCUAAAGUGAGAGUUUUAGUGAGAGUGUAAAAAGAACCAGGAGAAUGCAGGAAGGGUUAUAUUCAGCUUAGAAGUCCAUUUAUGAUUCUAAAAUAGUAUAAGAUGAUGAUGAUUAUUCCAGAGAUAAAUAUGAAAUUUCCUCAGUCAAAGGUAACUUUCAGGAUGUAUGA